Aspergillus ibericus CBS 121593 is the source of this 542-nucleotide messenger RNA. RefSeq lists its product as uncharacterized. Gene Ontology annotation, biological process: pyrimidine nucleotide import into mitochondrion. The record is from RefSeq and is a predicted model, not a curated record. The coding region runs from base 259 to 459 and encodes 66 amino acids. Gene Ontology annotation, molecular function: pyrimidine nucleotide transmembrane transporter activity. Lineage: Eukaryota; Fungi; Ascomycota; Eurotiomycetes; Eurotiales; Aspergillaceae. The transcript has 2 exons. Gene Ontology annotation, cellular component: mitochondrion.
UGCUAUGAAAUGUUCCAUGAUUAUUUUGGUUUCUCUACCCAGAUCGAUUUGUCGGGUGCUCUGAUAUGUUGAUGGCUAAAUAAUUCACUACAAACCCGAUUCAGGUGGUCAGAGCCAGGCUCAUAUCACAGAGCGGCGUUUCCAGUCAAGCAUAUUCGAGGCCGUUGUGGCAAUACAGCUCAGCUUAUGAUGCGGCUCGGCAAAUCUAUUGCAAUGAAAGCAUUCCAGCUUUCUACUCCGGCUUGACCCCAGCUCUUUAUGGGCGUGUCGCACCUUGCAAUCCAAUUUCCCCUCUACGAGGCCUUAAAGCGGAAGCUCACAGGCUCGGGAUUAGGCGAAUAUGACCGGAAGCCCUCCCAUACCCUUUUAGGUGUUCUUGCUGCAGGAUCUAUGAGCAAGAUAAUUUCUACUGCUUCCACUUACCCUCACGAGGUCAUUCGAACGCGACUUCAGACCUAACAGAGACUCAAAUCAACCAUCAUCGCAUCGCGAGGCAUACAAGAAAUUGUUUAUAAUAUUUGGAAGACGGAGGGAUGGAAAGC